CUGGAAAUUGCUCAACUUCAAAAUGAGUUACCCUGUCACACAUAUUCAUUCUGUUGCUGCAUUCUAUUCAUUCAGAUCUCUUCAUCCGAAGCCGAUGUCUUCCGAAAGCUUUAUCGCCAAUUUUUAGAAGAAACUCAUUUUAUUGAUUGGAACAGUUGGAAAUUUAUUGCCGACGAUGUGCAACGUAAUCACGCAGAUUUGCCGGAAUUUGAGAGUACAAGGGAAGAUGUACUUGAUCGCCUUGUGGUGGUAAAAUUGAACGGUGGCCUUGGUACGACAAUGGGCUGUGAUGGACCAAAAUCUUUCAUCAAGGUUAAGGAAAACCUGUCAUUUUUGGAUAUCGCAAAGAAGCAGCAUGAGAUUUUCAACAAAACUCAUGGUUCCAACGUCCCACUCCUCCUCAUGAACUCAUUCUACACAGAAGAACAGACCAAAAGAGAGUUAGGACCAGAUAGCUUCGUGCAAACAUUCUGCCAGUCGCAAUGUCCCCGAAUUUGGGCGGACAGCCUGCUCCCAGUCGAAGGUCGCGAUAUUAUGUUUGUGUCCAACAUUGACAAUACUGGAGCCACCUUGGAUCUGCAAAUUGCACAGUUUGCAUGUGAUGAAAAUGUCGACUACAUUAUGGAAUGCACAGAAAAGACAAAAAACGAUAUCAAGGGAGGUACACUGAUAGACAUAGAUGGCCAGCUGAUGCAUUUGGAGAUCCCACAAGUACCACCAGAGCACUUGAACGAAUUCUCCUCAACACGCACUUUCAAAAUCUUCAACACAAACAACAUUUGGGUAAAUUUGCAAGCGGUCAAGCAACGUUUGGACACAAUAAGCAGUGAAAUCAUUGUGAAUCAGAAGGUCGGUGUCCAUGUUGGUCGGAACAGAUUUCUGCCAGUGAAGAAGUCUGACGAUCUCUUGGCAAUAUCCGCGAAUCUUUACACUCUAACCCCAGAGUUUUCCCUGAGAUUAAAUAGGAAUCGUCCGGCUCCUACAGUGAAUUUGGGAAAGUACUUCCAGAAUGUGAGCUGAAA
This is a messenger RNA of Cylicostephanus goldi, 1022 nucleotides long. The record is from the annotation of a GenBank genome assembly. NCBI's taxonomy places the organism in Eukaryota, Metazoa, Nematoda, Chromadorea, Rhabditida, Strongylidae.